Dreissena polymorpha is the source of this 3703-nucleotide messenger RNA. RefSeq lists its product as uncharacterized. The transcript has 7 exons. NCBI's taxonomy places the organism in Eukaryota, Metazoa, Mollusca, Bivalvia, Myida, Dreissenidae. The record is from RefSeq and is a predicted model, not a curated record. The coding region runs from base 183 to 2786 and encodes 867 amino acids.
CUUUUCACUACAUCACUUGGCCAUUGUUAUCUGUGUCUUCAAUACAGAUAUUGCAAAACAACUGAAUUCAAGCCAAAACGUCCUUACAUUGCGGAUGAUUACAGCAUUACAAUAACACUAAUUAGCAAAUAACGCAAACUAUAACUGGAUAAUAAUUGGAGGAUAAUUUGUGCGAAAACAGAAUGGGAGUCCGCCGAAAGAAAGUGAAAUUUCCUUUUGACUUAACAAAGGGACUGGCAGAUGACUUGUACAGAUUACGCUUCAUGCGCCGAAGCGAGCUCGAGCCUAAUGUUCGCCAUAAUUUUCGAUCGAAUGUGAACCAAUUGGGCCAUCAGUUGGAUAUUUGGUUUAAAGAACAAUUGUUUACCAUCGGGGCUUUAAAUCGUGAGCAGGAGAAGAUAUUUCGUUCGCAAAAACAUCUAAUGACAGAGUCGAGAAAAUCACGACGGCGCCAGUAUGAACGUGAAAAGGAAAUAAUUCGCGAGAAACUCCGAGAGCUCCGGACGAAAUCACUGUGCAGGAAAGUAUUACGGAAAUUCAGAGAAAAUGUUAUAUUACGUAAAAUAAUGCGCGGUGAAAUAAGUCCUGAUCACCUUAGAGGCCCGAAAGGAAACGUGGAUUUCCUUCGCGUGUCCGGAAAUAAACACCUGGUUAAUGGAUAUCGAAACACCGGAACAGAUGGACAUGACUUUGUCCCGGAUGUAAAUGAACAAGAUCAAGCUCACGAAGCAGCCAGUGGAAAACAUAAAUCAAGAGGGAAACUUUUUAAGGGUAAGACAUCGCCGCUGGUGACUUUGUAUGAUCCAGGCGACCAAGGGGAAGAUACGUCGAACGAAGAAACUAGACUUUCCAGUUGUAUGCAUAUAGCAUCAAAUAAAAAUGAUACGGAAGUCAAAGUUAAAACGAACUCUAGAAAAGGACAAUAUUGGAACAAAAGCGAAUACGAGCAGACUAAAAAUGAUGGUAACAACGUUCACGAUAAGGACGAUGAUGAGGAUGUCGAGGAGGAGGACACGACCACCGACGAGAAAGGUGACCACGAGACACUACCGGAAGUUCAGGGUCUCGACCAGAGACUGGUGUCAGCUCAUGGACCCCGUAUGGAGACGAUACCAGAAGAAAGCGACGUGGAAAUAGAGGUAGACAUGGAGGACGAACGUGAAACAAAGCAUCUGCGAAAACGAGUUCACCUUAAUCAGCUAAACCGAAGCAUCUCCAAACGGAACAUCUUUGACGUCAGCGAUAGCGUUCCUUUGCUACCGGAAGUGACUGGGUCUCAAGCGUCUUUCGUGCAUAGACCGCAUCCAGAAACAUUCGACAAGGAAACUCAAACCUCGGAUAAAUCCAGCAAUCGAAGUGGAAAUAAAGACUCCUACCGACCCGAGAAAGGUCGCUGUCGCCGACGUCACCUCACCCCUUCCCCUCAGUCCUCCGGGCGUCGGAAGCUGGUGAUCAAACUACCGGGAUCCAUUACGAGGGAGGACUCCGCAAAAUCGAACAGCGGUAAUUUCGGCAGCGACGAAGAAGACGAGAGCGGUACGGAUUUCGCUUACGGCUUCGAGAGCGAAACCUGGUACGAGAGCUCCAGCGAUUCAGAUGACGCCGCGUCUAUACAUAGCGAUACCGAAGCGACAGACAGAAGGACGCGACAACUUACCCCCGGUGAUUAUUCUCUUACACUGACGAAGUAUAAAACCACGUUACAUCGCAAGGCAGAGAACAGCGUAUCGUGUAAACCGACGUCGCAUUCUUUCCCCACAGUAACCAACAUCUCAGCCAAUCUACCGGCCAUAAACUACCAUUUUCAAGUGAAUCCAUUCUCAUUAAAAUUUAAAGAACGCAGUUUCUAUAUCAAGUCAAGCAUAAGCGAUAGGCCGACGCAUAGCGCCGGCGGAAAUACGUCGCGUGGCAGCUCACGGCAUUCUGCGGACGAGACGUCAGCGUCGGACAGAACAUUCGCGGAAAUUAGCAAAGAUUUACGGCACCGUCAAUCUGAAAGCGGUAGGCACAGUUUAGACGCAGAUCAAAGCAAACGCUCAGGCGUGCUAAUGCACGAACACCCAAGUAUCGCAGUGUUUGGCCGGAAGGCGGACUCGACCGCCCGUGCGGAGCUCCCGCCGCCACCCAACACGCCGAACACUCACCGCGCGGUACCGACCCCGAGACGGAAGCCGCGUACUCACUUAAGCCAAGUUCUACUGGCGCAAAAAAUGGAAAGGGAACGGGAACAGGAACGGAUCCACGAUAUCGUCACGAGCGAACCGGUCCAGAAAUACGAACGCACCAAGAGCGGCAAAAUCAAGCCUUUCGGCUCGCCACGUGUCAAUAUGCACGAGGUCCCGUCCUUGAAGGAACAAUACUACAGAGAUAAACUGUUGAAACAAGAGCGGGAAAACAUCUUAAAGCAGAAUGUGAAAAUGAAGCGCUUUAUCGACAUGUUCAACAAAGAGCGUGAUUCUUCCAAGUUCACGACCCAUGCCGAUCGUACGACGUCUCGAUAUCCUUCCGAGUCCAACUCCAACUCUAGACAAACACUUAGCGGUAUGCUAUUCAAAGUUCACACAUCGGACUCGAAUACACGGCCAGUCCACAGAAAAAUAGUCCCCACAGCUGAUGCGACAUCAUUACGCCUUCUCAAAGAUUGCAGAUACCUACGCGAGUAUAAGCCAAUUAACGACGAUGAUAAAUUGGCGUCAGAAAAAGUCACAAGUUGGGGAAGCCGAUCAUCAUUCAAACCAUACAAUGACACUUAUAUCGCAAACGUGAGAUUGCGUUUGGAACAUUGAAACCAUGCAACGACACUUACAUAUCAAACGUUAGAUUGCUUUUGGAACAUUAAAACCAUGCAAUGGCAGUUAUAUCGCAACCAUUAGAUAACGUUUGGAACACUGAAACAAUGCAAUGGCACUAAUAUCGAAAACGUUUGAUUACGUUUGGAACAUUGAAACGAUACAAUGACCAUUAUAUCGUAACAGUUAGUUUGCGUUUGGAACAUUAAAACCAUACAAAUGCAGUCAUAUCGAGAAAGUGUGAUUGCGUUUAAAAGCUUUUUAUCAACAUUGUAAAUAAAAAUUUGCUUCAUAUUUCAGUAUUGCCCUAAAUUGUAUUGACUUCCGUUUACAAUUAAUGACAGUUAUAUGUUAGAAUGUUCAGAAUGCACUACAAGUAUUGUUUUAACAACCACCUAAUUGUGAAAUAUGAAAUAAGUGGUCUCAUAUAAUAUAACAUCGACUCUUAGCAUACAGAGAAAAUAAGUUCUUAGUACACAAGACAGUUGGUAUAUGACAGCACUUUGAUUUAAAAAAAAUGUACUUAAGACAAGUGAACUGUCAUUUAAUGAAUGUAUACUUAGAUAUCAUGCCUAAUGCUUCCAUUGUUUUUGAAGAGUUAUCAUGUUUUAAUAGAUGCAUUGGGAUAUAAUACAAACUAAUAUGUUUUUUUUUCAAAUUACAUUUAAACUUUUACGUUAUAUACACGCAGUCGUCAUUGACAAAGUAGACAAGAUAUUUUUUGAAAUAUUAAACAUCAGAUGGCGUAGGUAUAACACAGAAUGUGUUUCCCUUUAUCACGGAUAGUACUAAGAGUGUUAAAUUGUCGGAAAGUAUUUCAAGAUCAUGAAUAUUGAAUCGUGUGACUGUGUAAAGUCUACGUUGUCGAGAAUAUUAGUAUUUCGUAAAUGUUGAAUACAGGUUUUAGUCAAAUA